ACACGGGGAAAGCAAAGAUAACGACAGACACCGCCAAUCAUAACAACAACAACAACAAUAACAAUAAUAAAAACGAAACUGCAUUAUUGGCGCAUUGAAGGGGUCCUAGAGGCGCCGGAGAAGCGAGCGAUGAAGCAAAUCCCGCGGUUGAUAGUUGUUGCCCAGCCGGCGCGAGGCGGACCGUUAGGCAUUUAAACAGGGGGAAGGUUUCCCCUCCGGCUCGUGGUGGGGUGGGGUAAACGGCGCCAAGAGACUAAAUCCUGGUGCAACGUUGGCAUCCUGCUACUUCGGGGAGGCAGACCCGACCCUGCUGGUAACACCAGAAACCAAACCCUUCCUCCCUUCCCCUCAAAGUAAUGUCACGUUCGUGAAUGUACUAGUUGCCACUGCUAUGUGAUGCAGGGUGAGCCCAAAAAGGGAUCGAAACAAGGAUAAUGAGCGGGGAUCUUAGUAUAUGCGGGUCCCGGGCGAGCCUGGGGCUGGGUCUGGGGGCAGCGACUGGCCUCGGUCUGUUGUAUCUAGCCUACAGUAGGGGAUGGGGGAAGAGGACCUGUCGGGGCAAACACGAGACACUUGACUUCAGCAAUGUGAAACCCAGCAAGCCAACCGUGCAGAACCAGGCAGCAUCAAAGGAAGGUAAAACACAGUCGGCAGAGGACGCUAGUAACAUCGCAGAAUUGAAGAAACAGCAGCUGGAGAUAUGGGAGCAAUUAGAUGUUAUCCUUCAAUGUGUGAAGGAGCUGAAGGGCGAAGUGAUCGAACUUCGGGAGUGUCUGACUGGAAUGACCGAUCAGAUUGUUGGUGAUGUCAGGUCUCGUUUAGAGCAUUGCGAAAAAUCAGGAAGAAAGAAGAGAAUAGGAUUUAAUAGAGAAAGAAGUAACUCUGCUGAAUCAAACUCCAUCUAUUUCACAUCCAGCGCUGGGAAUAAGAGCAGUGCUGAAACAGAGAGUGAAGGAGGAUAUACCACAGCUAAUGCAGAGUCAGAUAAUGACCGUGAAGAAGCAGCAAAUUCAAAUGCAACAGAUCCCAUGUGCAACUCAUUUCAUAACUUGGAUGAAUUCAAUCAAUUUCUAUGUACAGCAGACAAGUUGCAUGAUGGUACAGAUGAAGACAAAGCAAAGGGAUUUAAGUUGCUCUUGGAUAAGAAAACCAAGUAUCAUUCGAAGCCUGAGUUCUGCUGGCGACUGGCUCGUGCGUAUUGCGAUCUGGUGGAGAUGUCGAAAGACCAAAUUGAGAAGAAGUCCUUUUUGGUUAAGGGGAAAGAAGAAGCAGAAGCUGGUCUUCAGAAAGACAAUUCAAAUGCAGAGUGCCACAAGUGGUAUGCUAUCCUAUGUGGCAAACAGGCUGACAAUGAGACCAUCCAGAAUCGUAUCAAAGCUGGAUAUACUUUCAAGGUAAGCCAAGUUCAGAGAGCUGAAUCUUCAAUAUGGAGACGUUAGUCUUGCCAAGGCAUA
Rhincodon typus (whale shark) is the source of this 1454-nucleotide messenger RNA. RefSeq names its product regulator of microtubule dynamics protein 3. The transcript is spliced from 7 exons. Gene Ontology annotation, molecular function: microtubule binding. The record is from RefSeq and is a predicted model, not a curated record. Gene Ontology annotation, cellular component: cytoplasm; mitotic spindle pole; spindle microtubule. NCBI's taxonomy places the organism in Eukaryota, Metazoa, Chordata, Chondrichthyes, Orectolobiformes, Rhincodontidae. The coding region runs from base 435 to 1439 and encodes 334 amino acids.